Plutella xylostella (diamondback moth) is the source of this 5870-nucleotide messenger RNA. It is a transcript of the gene Unr, whose product is annotated as cold shock domain-containing Unr. Gene Ontology annotation, molecular function: nucleic acid binding. The record is from RefSeq and is a predicted model, not a curated record. Lineage: Eukaryota; Metazoa; Arthropoda; Insecta; Lepidoptera; Plutellidae.
CGUUUUCCGCGUUUUCCAUCUUCCGACAAAAAAAUAAGCACAAAAUUCCAAAAACUACAAUUUUAUUAUUUAUUGCCUGCCUUAGAUUUGUAAUGAUUUAUCGUAACAGUUCCGUGGAUUUUAGUGCAAAAUAAUUUUUAAUUCUAAAAACAACUUUGUAUGCAUUCACAAGCCCAGCAGCACCAGCAGACGUGAAAAAUGAAAAUGUUGACAUUCAAUAUGGCGGUAUGUCGUCAGUGCUGUGCUGUGUCGUGCUUGUGAGUACGGAUAAGAAGGAAUAAACCAAUAGAAUAGUAUACAUAUAUAACCAAGCCAAUGUACUACAGAGGUCCGAUUCAGCAAGCAUUGAAGACAUCUGAGGAUCUAGUGUAACAUAUUCAUAAGUAGAUUUUUUAGAAGUAAAGGAGAAUAGUAAUUUUGAAUUAUAAAAUUGAGACUUGAGUUUAUGUGACAGUGAUCUUGUGAAAACAAAGACUAUAAAAUGUAAUUUCUUAAAAAAAUUGUAAUUGCUUUAGAAAGGCUUUUAACACCACACGCAUUUUUCUGUGAUAUAUACUUUAUUGAAAAUAUAAAAGUGAGAUUUUUGACUCAUAUACAAGACAAGAGAAGCAAUGUCCAGUAAUCCUCAGUGGAAGAUGUUCCAACCGCCAGAUUCACAUUCAUCACCUUUGCAAGAUAUUUUAGAUCUUCAGCAUCCUAUGCAAUCCAAACAGGGGUUUCGAAAUGGAACAUACAGCAGUGAGUACCCAAGUUCACCAAGAGACAGCUACAAUAAUGGUGGAAAAAUGCGGGAUGGUGGUGGAAACCGUUUCUCACUAGGCAUGGGGAACUACAACAACUUGGAUUCAUGCCCCAUGGGGGACUCGGUGGGGGUCUACUCCCCAACAUCUACAAACAACUCAUCAUCUCAACAAUAUGAUUCUGUUAAUCACCCACCUAUUAGAGAAACUGGAAUUAUUGAAAAACUAUUGCAUUCAUAUGGAUUCAUACAAUGCUGUGAGAGGCAAGCUCGUCUAUUUUUCCACUUCAGUCAGUUUAGUGGAAACAUUGAACAUUUGAAAAUUGGAGAUCCAGUAGAAUUCGAAAUGACAUAUGACCGUAGGACUGGGAAACCUAUUGCUUCAACUGUAACCAAGAUAGCACCUGAAGUGGUACUAAGCGAGGCAAGGGUGACCGGAACUGUGACCACGGAGGUGAAAGGUGAAGGUUCUGGCGAUAAUACCGGGCGUAUUUCAUAUGAGAAUCGCGGCGAAUGUUUCUUUUUGCCAUACACUAAGGAUGAUGUGGAGGGUAAUGUCGUGCUGAGGACCGGCGACGCCGUCAGCUUCCAAAUUGCUACUAAUCAGAGAGGCACUCUAGGCGCGUGCCACGUUCGCUUCGAGAACCCCGUACACCCGGUGAAGUACCACGGCGUAGUCUGCUCCAAGAAGGAGAACUUCGGCUUCAUUGAACGCGCCGACGUCGUUAAAGAGAUUUUCUUUCACUUCUCUGAGGCCAAGACCAAGGAGGAACUGGCUUUAGGCGAUGAUGUCGAGUUCAUUAUCCAAACUAGGAACGGGAAAGAGGUUGCUUGCAAUAUAACGAAGCUGCCAAGUGGAUCUGUGGUGUUUGAGGACGUGAGCCCCGAGAUCAUGCGCGGGCAGGUGUUGAAGCCACUGGAGAGAGGAAACCUGCAGCGCGCGCAGCAAAACGACCCACUGCCAGGCCGCAUCCGGUACCGCGCCGCGGACCACUCCGAAGUAGAGGUGCCUUUCGGCGAUAAAGAUCAGUGCGGCGAAUUCACGUUGCGCCACGGGGACUGGGUGCAGUUCCAAGUGGCCACCGACCGCCGGGACCAACUCAAACGCGCCACCAAUAUCUCUCUACUUGACGAGUCUUUCAACGUGUCUGGCGAGAAGAGGGAGCAGGGGGUGGUGUGCUCGCUGAAGGAAGGGUUCGGGUUCAUUCGCUGCGUGGAGCGAGAGCAGAAGAUGUUCUUCCACUUCGCCGAGGUCCUUCGUCUUGGACACGAACUCACCGUAGCUGACGAGGUGGAGUUCACCGUGGACCCGGUGUCGUCGUUCUCGAACACGCCGCAGCGGCAGUCGGCCAUCCGCAUCAAGCACCUGCCCAGCGGCAGCGUGACCUUCGAGACGCUGCUCGAGCGCGCCGCCCGCGGAACGAUCGCCAAGACGCCCGUGGACACCAACCCGGGCACUAUAUCUUGCCAAGUGAACGGCGCAAAGAAGACGGUUACAUAUCUGGCCAAGAACUGUGAGUCGAAGAUGUUGCCGCGGGUCGGGGACAAGGUCACCUUCGACAUUUACCAGGUGAAGCGCACCAAAGAGCUGGUGGCGUGGAGCGUGCAGCUGCAGCACAGCCUCAGCAACGGCGGGCCGCGCGCGCUGCUGCUCGGCUUCAUCGCCGCGCUGAAGGACGGCUUCGGCUUCAUCGAGGCGCAGGACCACACCAAGGAGGUGUUCUUCCACUUUAGCAACCUGGAGGGCAGCGCGGACAACCUCGAGCUCGGCAGCGAGGUGGAGUACAGCGUGGGGCGCGGCGGCGGCGGCGGCGCGGGCGGCUGCGCCAGCGCCGAGUACGUGCGCCCGCUGCCCAAGGGCUCCGUCCCGCUGGCGCCGCCGCUGCAGCCGACGCUCUCGGGCAGCGUCACCAGGACUCUGAGGGCGCUUAACCCGGACCAGUCGCAUUAUUCUGGUCUAAUCCAAGUGGAAGGUGCCGCGUCGUACGAGUUCGGCAUCAUGGGGCUGGCGUGCAAGCGCGAGAUCCUGCAGGUGGGCGACCCGGUCAGCUUCAACGCGGACGCGGAGGGCCGCGCCACCAACAUCGUGCCUAUUAGGAAAAAGCGGCGCGCUACUGUCGAUGCUAUCAAAGGUGGAUUCGGUUUCCUGUCGCUAGACGGCGAGGAGGGGCGGCGGCUGUUCUUCCACAUGUCGGAGGUGCGCGGCAACCCGUCGGACCUGGCGCCCGGCGACUCGGUCGAGUUCGCCAUGCUCACCAACCCGAGGAAUGGCAAGUCGUCCGCUUGCAACGUCGUCAAACUCAGUAGCGGCACGCCGUGGGGCGGCAAGGGCACGACGCCGGUGCGGCCGGAGCGGCUGGCGGCGCGGCUGCGGCCCGCGGCGGCGGACGAGGGCUCCCCGCGCGUGGUGCUCCUGCGCGCGCCGCGCGGGCCCGACGGCGGCCGCGGCUUCCGCGCCCGGCGCCCGCUCGCCGAACUUCUCGCCGAGUGAAAAUGUACAAUGAUGUCGACACGGCCUGAACAUUCUACAAGUAUAUUUACAGUCUUAGGAUGUUUGAUUUUCAAUUUAAAUUGUUCAUUGUAUUCACGAGACUGACUGAUCCUGUUUUCUUUAGCGGCAUUUAGAAAGUGAUUUUGUUUUCGAUUAAUUUUAGGUAUCUUUCAUAGUUACUGUCACGUUAACUUUCAUGUGAGUUCAAGUAAAAAGGCUUAUACCUACUUAAUGAGCAAAGAACAUAUCAAGUUCUCGUUAGUGAAAUCCUUUGUUGCGAAAUGUUGAAGAGGUUCUUUUUCGCAUGAACAUGAUACACGGUGGGUGAAGGCUGGUCGGGCGGCGGCGACGCGGCGGCACCUAUUUGUAGAUCUCACCGAAAAUAAACAUAUUUGUAAAGCGUCACUGUUCUAAAUAACAAUAAUAAUAAUCGCUGCAAUGUGAUAGAUACAAAUUAAUGCAAUAAAAACGUUUUUUAUGAAGUCUUUGUGUAGAUUUUAAAAUAGUUCAUAAAUCGGAUGUUUUUGAAAAAUUGUGUAUUGCGAGAUUUAUCGUCAGUCGUAUUAGAUAUUACGGGUCAAAUCUCGUAUCGAUGUUUGUAACAAAGUGGUGUAUUUGUUAAUACAUAAGCGAAUAUUAUCAUGCGUGCCUUACACCUUCCACUGUUUGACGUGAUCUUACUGACCUCGUCAAACCGCGACUUUAUUAUCUACCUCACAAGAUCGCUUUAUGAUUAUGUUUAAUGUAAAAAUACCAAAAAAAAAAUGCAUUUUGCGCAACGCUUGAGGCGUAUUAUUUCGUCGGAGUAUUCUUGAAUUAAUGAAUUACAUGUGGUACUGACAAAAAAUGAAAUUAAUAACGAAAUAAUAAUGAGCGCGAUGUCCUCAAUUACUGGUAUGUAGAUGCGCUAUGGCGAUAUAUCAUUUAGAUGCAUGUUUAAUUGUAAUGCGUAAAUAUAAAUCGUCAUUUCAGUUAGGUACGUGAAUAUUUUAUUUCAUGCGGGAAUUUCUCGCGAUUUGGUGUUACUUUAAUUUUAUCAUCAUUUUGAUGUCUAUCUAUAAACUAAAGUCAAUCGUGUUCGUUGACUAAUCAAGCAAUUUACAAAUAUACUAGUUCCUAGGUCGGGCCAUAUGCCCCACGUCGAAAAUACAUCCAAGUGACUUUGUUAUAGAAAUAGAUUAGGUAAGAAACUGUGAUUAUAUCAAAAAAGUGCAAUAAGUUUGUUUCAAAAGGUCCUCACAGGACUGAGCUAGUCGUUUAGGAUGUUCGGUGUUGGCGCGCGCGCCCGCAGCCGCCGCCGCCGCCGCCGCCACUCCACGCGCCUUGAUUAUUCUACACCACUUGUAUCUUACAUGUCUAAAUGUGGUCUAAAUACAUAUUCUAAAGUCGUGUCUCUAAUGUUAUUCAUCUUGUAAGUGUUUCCCUUUUUAUGUAAUAGGAUACGAUCCCACAUAGAGGGUAUGAAUAAUCAGUCAUGUUUGUAAAUAAGUAUGGUCUCAUUCAACCCGGAUACACUAAAUUGUAUCUCAAGCGCAUAACCAAUCGGAGCACACAACUAAAAACUAGUUUUAUGAAAAAAACUAUGAAAUGAAAAAUGCAGUUAUAGAGGUUAUGCAAUGAACUGGAAUGGAACCAAAGACUGAGAAAAUUAUUUAUUACGUAAUCAAGUGAUUAAUCAUAUUGGUAUAGGAUUAACUGAAUGUACGCUGUAAUGUUUUCCAAAUGAUAGGGAGCGAGCCUCCUGCAUGUAAAUUUGUUGAUGAUCUACAUAACUUAGGGUUACUUUUUGUAUAUUUAAUAUUUGUCCCUCUUACAAAACUAUGAACAAUUGUGUCAACACUCGAAUCAAUCAUUUUAUGUUUAUUGCGUGCGCAAUAAUGUCUGUGAAGAUGAAUUCAGGCAUAGUAACUGUUGGGCGUACAUAUGAUGCUUCACUGGGCGUGAAGCGAAGUGAGUUAGUGAGCGGGCUGGCAGGCGGGCCGGGCGCGGCGCCGGCUCCGCAGAGUCGUUCAAAGCAAUAAUGAAGUGCCCCCACCCUCCCCUCCCUCGCCGAGCCCCCCCGCCUGCCUGCCUGCCCUGAUAACUCUACUAAUUAGCAACUAGUCUUGCAUGUAACAACUGCGACAACGCAGCUACCUUAUAUAUUGUAUUAAUGAUCUGUAAACUCAGGUUUAUAGAGAUGGCUGCCAGUUCAACAAAGCAUAUAAAUAAAUUUGGCGGACCAUAAUCAUAAUGCCUAAAAGAACCUCUAGAUCAAAAACGAAUAAAACAUUUAUUUAUACAGAACCUUUUCGUAUUGUAAAUUUUGGUAAUAAAAGAUAUUAUGUUAAGUUAGUUGAUUGUUUCUAUUGAAGUGUAACACCAUGGAAUUAUGUAAUUUAUGCCAAAUGUUUGUAAUGAGAGCAAUGUGUCCCCGGUCCAUUUGUAUUGUCGGUAAGCCUGCGAGCCCGAGCGUGCCUGAUUAUAUUCUAAAGUAGUGCAUAGGUUGUUGUGGACACGAGGCUUGCCUUCGCGCCACACGGCCCGGCGCAAGCUCGGUACAAACUGUUCGCGAGGCGUUGCCAAGUCAGAUUAUAGCUUAUUAUUACCAGUCAUUGCAGUACACUAAACUAUAUACUAAUAAACGAAAUUAUUAUACCA